This is a messenger RNA of Nothobranchius furzeri (turquoise killifish), 3382 nucleotides long. Its product is annotated as transmembrane protein 150A. Gene Ontology annotation, biological process: protein localization to plasma membrane. Gene Ontology annotation, cellular component: plasma membrane. The record is from RefSeq and is a predicted model, not a curated record. Lineage: Eukaryota; Metazoa; Chordata; Actinopteri; Cyprinodontiformes; Nothobranchiidae.
AAAAUCUAACAGGAAGUGGUUCAUACAGCUAGCUUCAUUUGCUAAGAAAACGAUGUUUUUAAAGGGAAACCAAGGUUGGUGAGGUCUGUGGUGGGCACAGCGGCUGGAAGGUUGCUGCUGGUUGCUGGGUCCUGUGGAGCAGAGGGGCUGUGCCAUUCCCCCUUUUAUCCUCUCAUGCCCUCCUUGUGUGUGUUUCCUAGUGUGUUGUUGACCCUGCACCCCCACCCACCCCCUACCUGACCUCUCCUGUCGUGUUGCCACUUUAGCCCAACACCCCCCCCCUCUCACCACAUGCUUGGGACAAAGCCAGUUCACUGCCAGCCCAAUGACUGCCUGGAUCGUCCUGCCUGUCAGCUUGUCUGCCUUCUCCAUCACAGGAAUAUGGAUAGUAUAUGCCAUGGCUGUGAUGAAUCACCAUGUGUGUCCUGUGGAGAACUGGUCUUACAAUGUAACGUGCACAGAGGAGCUGCCCCGACCAGGCUUCCCCAAGACUUGUUGCACCAUCCAAGACAUCCCCCUCAUCAGUAAAUGUGGCUCUUUUCCUCCUGAAAGUUGCCUGUUCAGCCUGAUCGGAAAUGUUGGAGCCUUCAUGGUGGUGAUGGUGUGCUUUCUGCGCUACGCCCAGGUGAUCGAACACAGCCACCAGAGCUGGGUUAAUACUGGCGCUCUGGUGAGCGGCUGUGCCAACGGCGUUGGUCUGGUCAUGGUGGGAAACUUCCAGGUUGACCAUGCUAAAUCCCUCCAUUAUGUGGGUGCUGGUGUUGCGUUUCCAGCAGGCCUGCUGUUCGUAUGCCUCCAGUGUGUGCUCACCUACCGAGUGGCCAUGACCACCCUCGACUACUGGAUGGCUCAUGUCCGGGUGGCGCUAGCGCUGGGAGCCAUGGUGUCCCUCGUUCUCAGUGGCAUCUUCUUUAUCCAUGAGAGCUUCAUCCUUCAGCACGCUGCAGCCAUCUGCGAGUGGGUCUUCACUGUGGACAUCCUGGUCUUCUACGGUACCUUCACCUACGAGUUUGGCACCGUCACCACUGAGACCAUGAUGGCAGGCCUGCAGCAGAGCCACCAUGGCUCAGGAGUCAUCAUGGACCCCAUGUCCCGGGCCUCGACGCUGGGCGGGGUGACAAAGGGUCUGAAGUCCCCCGGAGGAAGCAGCACAUCCACACAUCUCAACUGUACCCCAGAGAGCAUAGCUAUGCUGUAGCUCCGUUCUCACGACAAGUUCCUGCAGAGGUGCAUCACAGGCUCCCACAGGAAGACGAGCAGCAUGUGGAGGAAGAGAGCAAAACCCUUUUAUCUUGAAACUUCAAACCAGGUUUUUCUGUUGUUGAUGCAACUCAAUCUGGUUGUUUUCUUUGUUGAAUCUGUUUCCAGAUUGCUACAGUUGCAUUCUCUGUAGUGUUGGAAAGUAGAUCGAAUGUAGGAAACCAGUCUGAACACUGGAACAUGAAUAUUUUCCAACACAGAUAUGGACGGUUCUGCAUGAGAAUCAAUCAGGACCUUUUCUACUUUAAACUCCUCUGAUCACAGGCGUCGUGAUGAGAACAGAAAGUUUUCCUGUCCCCAACGUUUCACUGUCUCUUCCCCUCCCAUAAUGCUUUGCUUGGCCCACCUUUCUUGGCCUGUUUAUCUCUGCACGGCACUCCUCUUGAACGUCAAAACAAAAUGUUUCUGUUGGAUUUUUGCAUCGUAAAUAGAAGAUGAUGAAUAUUGAGAAGUCAGUAGCUCUAGUACGUUUUCACAGGCUGUGAGCCUGUUUACUCAAUCAUGCAUAAACUACUUGAAAGGUACCAGUAAUCAUCAAGUUCACUGAACCAUAUAGCUGCACUCUUAAUUUGAAUGCAAGUAAUAUAACGAUUUUUACUAAAUAUUAGUUUCAAUCAUUCACUUGAGUCCAAAAAAAGUGUUUUGUCAUAAUUACAUUAAGAUGAGGGUCAAAAUCGCCUCCAUUGCUGUUGUUUAGUUCCUCAUACUGCAUGAUCUAAUGUUUCAGUUAUUUUUGCACGCCCAUGGCAUAAAACAAGUGACAUAAAAUGUCAAAGUUACAAUCAUCCAAUAAUUAACACUCCACUGGAGUGAGCAAUGCCUUUUUUGAGUGUGUGUGUCUGGGGUGAGCGCGGGCUCUUGUUCAGAAUAAGUGGCCUACAACUCUGAUGUAAACAGGUGUGUGAAGGUAAAACUAUAACCUGACUAAUGUAUUUACAGUAUAACAGUUCAUGUCCACACACUGAUCUGAUUCCAGGCUGGAUCCUUGGAAGCCUUAUUUAAGUUAAUAAAAAAAACUAGCUUUUCUUUUUUUUUUACACGUGAAGUCAUUUUCAGAAGCUGCAGGGAGCUUUCCCCCAGCGGUCUUCAAGCGGAUUAUUACUGUUGUAAACUAGCCGAACAUCAAACUGCCACAUUUACUGAAACUAAAGCAGACUCAUCAGGCCCAGCGUUUCAUUUAAACGGAGCCAUUUCGUGGUGAAGUAGGGCUCAUAAAGCACUUAAACAUCCAGUAUUCUGUCCUCAUUAGGUUCAUAUAUUUUAAUUUACCACACCAGAUGCCAGCAAUACACAUUCUUUGAAAGCUCACGUCUCCUACCUCUUUCCUUUUGUGGGAUUGAUGUAAAAAAAGGUGAAAGCUGUAUUUUAAGUUUUUAUUCCUGUGCUUUGAUUGGUGGUUCAGGAAUCAACAGCUCAGUCAAAUGUCUGAAGAUGUGUGAGGAUAACAGGAGUGCAGAGCGCUUUAACUGAAGCUGCACGAUCGUGUGGUUUUCUUUGUUUGCAAACGCUUCAACUCCUGAAUAUUUGCUGGCCUGCAGCAAACCUUGCCAAAAAGACUGGGAUCCACAGUGCUUUUCUUCUGUAUGUAGGUGUGUGAACUGGUAUAAACGGUACUGUUUAGCCUUAUCCUUUGUACUUUGCCAAAUUGUUUUUCUUUUGUAAACUUUUGUCCCGCUGUAGCCUAUUUCACCAAACGGUAACCAAGUCAGUGCGACUCCAAAAGGCAGCUUGUGUGAUCCCUCACACCAGGGCUGAAACGGCUUCUGACCAUUACUAUACCACAUGCCAAAUAUUACAGCACAUGGUUGAUUUUCUUGUUCACUUCAUUAAGACGAUGUUCUCGUGAGAAUCUUUUAGAAGGCUGCCUGAAUUAGUUUUUUUAACAUGUCGUGAACACUCACAACCUAACACAGAAACAAAGUCUAUAAAAUGUACUAUUUCCCUAGGAUUUGAAAACUAUAUUAUAGAAUUGUAAAGGUGUCUGAAAACAAGUCAACACAAAAUAUUGUUUUUAUAAAUCCUGUAAAUAUGUAUGAUUUUUGUCUAUCAUUUAGGUAUUUUCAUUUGACAGAGAUUUAUAUUCAAAUAUUAAAUAAAAAUGAUAAAUUAUUAAGAAAGUUUU